AUGGCCCAUAUCGAUACCCACAUGCCCCCCGCUUCCCACUCAUCAUCCAGCAGUCCUGCCCGUCACACCCACAACCUCUCGCCAGACGAAAAACCAGAGGAAUUUAGCCCACUCAAGGAUCUUUUAAGGACCGAAACGAUAUAUGUCGAUCUCCUCACAGGUAUCGUACGAAAAGUUGCGGCAGCAUGGUCACGCACAAAUCUCCCUCCUCCAGAGCUGGACGCCAUGUUUCGCAGCGUAGAGAGUGUCUACAAGGCAAAUCGUGCAUUCACCACGAAACUCAAAGCAAUCGGUGCAAAUCCUUCCUCACCCAGAGCUCUCGGAGACUUGUUGAUCCGAUGGAUCGACGACCUUGACACCCCUUAUACCUCAUAUUGUACCAAAUUCUGUCCUGGUUUUGACGAGUGGGAUCCUGUAAGCAGCAACUCGAAACUAGGCGGCAUUCUUCGGGAUUUCUCCCAGUCACACCCACCCCACCUGGCUAGUGGUCGCUUCCUGAAUCUGAAUGAUCAUGAGGUCUGGUCAUUGGACACGCUAUUCCUACUCCCCAUGUCAAGAUUGCAUUACUACAAGGAACUAUACGGACGACUGCUAGAGGGCACUACUCCUGGGAGGAGUGACCAUCGCUUACUCAGCAGCGCGUUGGACAAAAUGGAUCGUCUACUGGCCACUCUAGACGAGAAAGCACGUCUGGGCGGCCUUUCAUCAUCGAAGGUCUUGGCCGUAAAUGAGCGCGACAGAGCUGGCGGUGAAGGGCCGUUGGCUGAACGGACCAACGAGAUAAUGGAUCACCAGCUCUCAGACAAGUUGGAUCGUCUCAAGCUCGAGUUAGACAGACCCGCUGCCCAGGAAAAUGAUGCAGCGAGAGGGCGAGACCGGAAGGCAAGUCCGGCGCCUGUUAUUCGAGAACAGACAAGAAAACCGCCAUCGUCUGUAUCUGAGUUGGAGUCACGUUUGUCCACUGAAAAUAUCCUCGAUCUGUUUACCAUGGAGCCUAGGCAACUGCGUCUGCAAAUGAAUCCCCCAUCACUCACAUACACGCGUGAAGUAAAAUUAUCAGUUGACGUUUUUAUACGCUUUACGCCUCGAUCUACUGGGGUGGAGACCACUCAUCCUCAGGGUCACGUCUAUGUCUUGUCAGAUCUGUUCCUCAUUUGUGAGAAGAUGACUCCUGGGGAGGUCACUCCAGGAGACAACCACGACAUACGGCUAUGUUAUCCCCCUCUGGCAGGCAAGGUUUUGCGUGUUUCAGAGGUCAGCGGUCAAGAUAACGUACUUCAAGUAUUAAUCAUGAGGCAAGAGACGUUGAUCUUGGAGGUGGCAUCAAAGCAAAUCCGGAACAAGAUCAUGAAAGAAAUCAAAGCAUGCACCGAGUUUGCAAAGUCAGUAUCUUCGACCCCUAAGGGAGCAAUACCGCCUUUGCCCUCAUUGCCAAGUUUGCCUCCUAUAAUACCCACGUCCUUUGAUCUGGAGGAUAGUCUAAAUUUACAAGAGACUCCAAAGCAGAUCGAGGAGCCCAAGGGAGUCAAUGAGGUCAAAGAAGUCAAAGCAGCUUUCCAAUACCCAGCGCGAGGGAUAUCACUCGAAAGAGUAAGUUCGCCACCAGGAAGACAGUCUUCUCACUCCCAGAACUCUGUACAACGAACUUCGACGCCUUCCAUUCAUCGCACCUCUUCAACACCUUCUUUUCAACGUCAAUCGCAAGACGACUUUCAACAGAUGCAGCAUCCACCCAUGCCUCAGCGGCCUCCUUUUCAAAAUCAGGACACUUUUCAUAAUCAGGACUUUUCUUAUAAUCAGGAUACCAGGAACUACCCCCCACAACCACACAUGCAUCCAGACCACCAACCCUUUAUCCUACCAUCUCCCUCUCAACAGGGACCUCCUUACCAUCCUCAACAAGGACCACCUUAUCAUCCUCAGCAGGGACCACCUUACCACCCUCAACAAGGACCGCCUCAACAAGGACCCCCUUACCAAAUCCACCAGGGGCAAUCUUACAGCACUCCUCACAUGCGCCCUCCAUCAGAGCCUUCGUCGUUCCCACGAGCUGUCAGGAAAUCGAGCUCUUCACGUUCUCUCGCAUCACAAGAGUAUAUGGCUCGCGCAUACGAACCGCCCCCACCCUCUACAAUGCCGUCAACUCCGUCAACAAUGAUGCGGUCCCAUCCUCAGCGCACGGCUUCUCGCGGUUACAUGGGCGAGUCUCCCGGUUCUCGUCCUGUGUUGCCAUCAAUGCAGAUGCCAGGCUCGAGAACAAAUUCAUAUGCUUCUGGUUCAUUCCGUCAGGCACCGGAUUCCCCAGUGGAGGAGAUGCCAUCCUCAAUAGGACUCGGCCCAUCGAGCAUUUGUGAACAGAUGUCUUGCAAGGUGUUCAUUCAACAGAACCAUUCUCAAUGGAAGCCUCUCGGGGUCGCGAACCUAAAGUUAUACCGCCAAAAUUCCUCCAACGUCAAGCAAUUGGUUGCAGAGACUGAUAACAAAGAGAGGGCUGUUAUCAUUUCUACAAUCGUCCUGGUUGAUGGCGUAGAAAGGGUGGGUAAAACCGGGGUGGCGAUCGAGCUUAGCGAUGCACGAGGGAUGCGCACAGGCACGAUAUACAUGAUACAACUGCGCAACGAGGCUACGGCAGUGAGAUUAUUUGGGAGUCUCUUAGCAGGUUCCGAUCGUUCACGGACGCACUGA
Serpula lacrymans var. lacrymans S7.9 is the source of this 2685-nucleotide messenger RNA. RefSeq lists its product as uncharacterized. The transcript has 8 exons. Lineage: Eukaryota; Fungi; Basidiomycota; Agaricomycetes; Boletales; Serpulaceae. Gene Ontology annotation, molecular function: guanyl-nucleotide exchange factor activity. The coding region runs from base 1 to 2685 and encodes 894 amino acids. The record is from RefSeq and is a predicted model, not a curated record.